Phoenix dactylifera (date palm) is the source of this 6400-nucleotide messenger RNA. NCBI's taxonomy places the organism in Eukaryota, Viridiplantae, Streptophyta, Magnoliopsida, Arecales, Arecaceae. The record is from RefSeq and is a predicted model, not a curated record.
UCGGUUGGUUGGUGUGCAUGCACUCGGACAUAUAUAUAAAUUGUUAAAUUAGUUUUAAUAUAUGAUAUAUUGGUUGCUAGUGCCGUGUUACACGUUCUCAAAUAGUUGAAUGCUCCAAAGAUGCAAUUUAGCUGUUCAUCAUUUUCUUUUAGAAGUUUCUGUCAUUUCAUCUUAAUCCCUCUAAAUUUAAAUUGUUCUGCUACUAAUGUUGGUAUUAUGCUUGUUAAUGUGUUUCAGGCUGCACCUUUAGCAUAGAGCAAUAGACUGUUGGCAGAUCAAGGAUCUUACGUGGACUAUUUUAAAGAAUUUCACCAAGUUUCUUUGUUUUUUUCUUAAAUUAUUAUCUUUCAGGUCCUAUGUGUGGCUGACCAUCUAAUUAGCAUUAGUUUUCUUGCUGAGAACUCAUGGCUAACUUUCAUGGACAGCCAUUGCCUCCAGGAAUUGAUCCACUGCCAAAUACAUCUUUAGGUUCUGCUUCAAUGAAUCCUUCUGUUUCUUAUCUUCCUCCACCUUAUGUGAACAUGCAUCAUGAUGGACAUUCUAACAGCUCUGGAAGCUUCUUCCCUGUUAAUCCAUCUAAUCCAUCCUUUCCUAAAGCUCAAAGCCAGUUUCCUCAUUUACAACCAUCUUCCCUGGUACAUAUCAUUACCAGGGAGAGUCAGUAAAAGUUGCUCUGGUAAGAGUAGGUUGCAUAGGUUUAGGGUAUCUGAAGGAGUUUCAGUAAACUCUCUUCAUUUUUUUAAUGGAAAUUGGUGCACUAGAACAGACCAUCUCUCAUAAGAAAAUAACUGUAAUAUCUCUCUUGAGGCAAUGGCCAGUGGUCAAUGACUAACCGUGUAGGCUUAGAUCCUUGUAAUUUAUAUUGCCUUUUUGAAAAAAAGAUCAUAAUAUCCGAUUAUGUCGAAGUGCUUCAAGGUUUCAAGCUAUGGCUAGUGCGAUAUUGAAGGUUUCAAGCUAUGGCUAGUGCUUCAAGGUUUCAAGCUAUGGCUAUGAUUAUGCAUCAGAGAUGACAUUGAGGACUAUGGAGCCAAUUUGUUGAAACUAAACUUAGUAAUCGUAGGGCAAGUUGUUCACCCAUGGGUUGAAUUAUCCAAAAGAAAAAAUGUUCUCUGUCUAUGUUUUUUUUAAUGAGCAUAGGGCUAUGUCUAGUCAACCAAGUCAUCUUAGAUUGGGCUCAAUUUGGUAGGAUGAAUCAAGCAUGAUCAACCUAAAAUAUACUAGAUUAGAAACAGGGGCAAGGCAAGGCUUAGUUUCCAUACACAAUCAACUUAAAUUUUACAUUUUUCUCUUAAUAUAUGUUUAAAAUUUACUAGUAAUUCUAAUAUUUUUCCAGGCAGAGUAUCCUUAGACAAGAGAUACAGGUAGCCUAUUUACAUAUUCGAUCACAUAAGAAUCUCAUAGACCGACAUGCUCACAUCCUCAUCUAAUCUUUUUUUUUCAUUUUUCUCAAUUUUGUGCACAUUUUCCAUUAUGAGGAGCAAAAUACAUGCGAGCUUGCAGUUCGACUAUCUUUCUUCCAUAUUUUCUACCUUAUCACUUCUUCAAUAUCUUGAUUUGUAAUCUUUGAUCCAAAUUGGAGAUCUUUGAAUACCUUUGGCGAGAAUCGUAUCUAAGUUUUAUCUAAUUGAAAAAUAUAUUAUAUUUAAAUAGUUCCAAAAGAGGCAUUUAUAUUUUUUUUUCUACAUCCAAUCAUUAUUUUGUGUAUCGAAAUUAUUACUCCAUUCAAUACAAUAGACAAUGGUGCCAUUGAAUGAGUAUGAUCCAUUCCAAGUAUAAUGGAUGAAAACACCCACACAAAUGUCUUUGCGAAAAUUUAGGCUAUGUCGGUUAUUCUUCUAAUAAAAGAGAGGGACUUGAGGAUUGAUAUAGAUAGAAGAUUGACAAAAUUUGCCUAUAGUAAUAAACUAGAAUGCCAUAUAAAUUUCAAAUAAGGUAUCGAUAUAACCAAGUUAACUAUAUCAUGUUAUCAUCCAAGUUGUGUUUGCGAGACUCGAACUAAAAAUGCAUAUGAUGCAUGAAAUUCCCCAUUUUAUGAUUGGAUACAGUGAUCAAUUGGCUGCCAAUUUCUGCUAAGUUGCAUGUGUUGCAUCUAAUCCAAAUAUUCCGAGAAUAAGUAUAUUAUGCAUAAGCUAUACUGGUUCAUGACUAAUCCUCUACUUUCUUAAGUCUGUUGAGAGCGAGAGAAGUUAAGAGAGCCUUCCAUGAUUCUGAAGUUGUACAGGAGUUCGAGUGGGAAGAAAAAAAUCCAAAAAAAAAAAAAAAUCAGCCAUUGAUCAUGACCAUUUCACAGGCUGGCCCUCGCAAUUCUAGGUAAAAUGAACGGCAGAUCUAGGAGAUCGCAUGUAACUAUUUACGCGCGAGUCCGGAUAGGAUCUAGGUCGAAGCCAGUGCACCCACGCGAAUUCUAUACGGAAUCUCGCGUAGGAGUUCGUUCCGUUCUUGCCCCUCUCCUCCUCGCUGGGAGUCGGAAUCCGCCCAAUCCUAACCCUAAUCCACUCUCCAUCAAUCCGCCGGUGACUAAGAACCCUAGGAGAUCGAAAAAAUCCGAUCUCUAUCUUCUUCUCUCCAUUUUGAUCCAGGUAUCAUUUUUUUCCCGACUUUUUGGAUCAUUUUCUUCACUUUAGGGACCAAUUGAAUCUCGGGGUAUCAAGUUUUCUGUUUUUAAUCCUUAAAUCGAAGAUUAACGUCACUUCCUGUGAUUCUUCUCUGAAAGUCAUCGCAUUAUACGGAGCUUUGGAUUGUCCAUCCUUUAUUUUCAUCUUCUAAGCUGGAGACAAGGAAUGGACUCAUCUGGUUCUUCUUCAGAUAAUGAAUCUGUGGAAACUGUUGAAGAUUCUUUAAGUGAUAAAGAAAAAGACGAUGCAGAGAUGGAUAAUAUGUCACAGGGGCCUUCUACUGGAGAGAAUGUUGUGCAGAAGAUAUCCCAAGCUUCAAAGGAAGGUGACUCUGGUUCUGCAGUUGUGAAAUAUACCAAUAAUAUUGAUAAAUCAAAGGCCAAUGGCAACUCACAGUUGGAGCCGGAAGUUGGUAUGGUAUUUCAUUCAGAAGAUCAAGCAUAUUUAUUUUAUAAUAGAUAUGCUCAUCGGAAGGGUUUUAGUGUCCGGAAGGGUCAUCUUGGCCGAAGAAAAGAUGGGACCGUACGGAAUAGAGUUUUCUUGUGCAGCAAUGAAGGCUCUCGUCAGGAGCAUAGUACACAUAUGACGAAGAAACCACGUGAAGCUGUGAGAACAAAUUGCAUGGCUCGUAUUGAGUAUAAAGUGAGUCGUGAUAAUGUAUGGGUUGUGAGUAAAAUCAUCUAUGAACACAACCAUCCACUUCUACGUCCGCAUAAAGCACACUUGUUAAGGUCUCAUAGGAAGUUAUUGUUGGCUCAGCGUGAUGGAAUGCCAAAUGUUGCAGAAAUGGGUAAUGAUGCAGAUAAUCCUGCUCAAGCUUUGGAAUUUCUGGUGGAAGAGGCUCGUGACGCUGAAACUGUUGGGUUUCUGCUGAAGGAUCAAAGCAGCUAUCUGCACACCAACAGGAUGAGAGAACUUGAAAAGGGAGAUGCUCAGGUUCUUUUAGAAUUUUUGAAAGCCAAGCAGUUAGAGGAUCCUUCCUUUUUUUAUGCCAUACAACUUGAUGAUAGAGAACAAGUGACCAACUUCUUUUGGGCAGAUGCACGCUCUAUACUUGAUUUCUCCUACUUUGGUGAUGUGGUCUUAUUUGACACAACUUAUAGGACGAACAAGGUUGAGAUACCAUUUGCACCAUUCAUUGGCAUAAACCAUCAUAAGCAAAUUGUGGUAUUUGGUGCUGCUUUGUUAUUGGAUGAAACAACGGAAUCAUUUGUUUGGUUAUUUAAAACCUUUAUGGUAGCAAUGUCUGGACGACAACCAAAGACAAUCUUUACAGAUCAUUUCCCUGCAUUGUCAAGGGCAAUAAGUUUGACAUUACCUGAGACAUGUCACCGUCUUUGUUUGUGGCAUAUAUUGCAAAAUUCAGCGAUACAUAUUUCCCAUGCAUAUAGCAGCGAGCCAGAUUUUCAGAAGGGUUUCAAAAAUUGCAUCUAUGAAGGUGGCUCUGAAGAGGAUUUUCAUACUCGAUGGGUUGAUUUGGUUAAUAAGUAUGGCCUUGAAGGAAAUGCAUGGUUGGAAGAUUUAUAUGCAAUACGAGAGAAAUGGGCUCUGGUUUACCACAAAAAUUCUUUUUGUGCUUCCAUGACAACAGUGAAAUGGAGUGAGAGCAUGAAGAAUCACUUUAAAAAGCAUUUCAACAGGAAGCUGCCACUUUCCAAAUUUUUAGAGCAGUAUCAAAAGUCACUGGUUCGGUUUCAUGAGAAGGAACUCUAUGAAGAUUACAAAUCAAGGCAAACUAAACCAGUUUUGCUGGUUGAUAUGCCCAUGUUGAAUGAAGCAGCAGAAUCAUAUACAAGGCUGGUAUAUAAUGAAUUUGAGGAUGAGAUCAAGAGUCAGCUUUCUUGUCUUUGUGAACAAGUUGGUUUUGACGGGACAGUAGAUGUUUAUAAAGUUUCCCUUCCUGAAAAACACAGUUAUGGGAUUGUUGAAUAUAACUCAUCCAAUUUCAUGGUCACUUGUAGCUGCAAAAAGUUUGAGACUGCUGGCAUCUUAUGCAUGCAUGCAUUAAAGAUUCUUCUCCUUAGGAGCAUUCUUAGCCUCCCAACUCGGUAUAUACUAAAGAGGUGGACAAAAUAUGCGAAUGUUGAGGCCAUGUCUGAUAGACAUCGAUCAAUUGCUGACACUGAUGGUCAAGAACCUCUGACCCUGCAAUAUACCCGGGUUUGCCACAAGGCAAUUACUAUAGGAGUAAAAAGUGCAGUUUCUGAGGACGCCUUACAAAUAUUUGAAAACGAACUCGAUAAACUGAUGUCAGAAGUAGAAAAUGUGUUGCGUAUUGCUCCAUUGAGUAGACAGACAGAUGAGGAAGAUGUGACUGUCGUUGAUGAUAUGCAGCGGAAUGCAUUAGAAGGAAGUAAGAAAAGACGAGGCUGCAAAGGGCGCCCUAAGGGAGGACUUGAGCAGAAAAGGAACAAGAAAAUUCAACCCACUUCCAGUUCAGUUGACAUCAUUACCCAGAACCAGCAAUCACAGAAUAAGACGAAGACAAUAGGACAAGCUGAUGUAUUGGGUCAAACUAUGGUUAAUGAGUCCUCAAAUGUUCCUUCCUAUCCUCCGGAUGGUACAACAUCAUGCUGUACGCCAAUUCAAAUGCAACCCUCAGGAUGCACAUCUUUUACUCAAGAGGUGGUCAUGCCUGCUCAGGAAUCAUUUACACCCUCACAAGGUAUAUUUGACCAUACAAUGGCAACCCAAGCAGUAAGAAAUCCUAGCAUAGCAUGGUGCACUCGUAGGGGCUCUGUUGGUGUUCCUAUGCCAAUCAUGCAGGGACAAUCCAACAAUUUUGUUAGUUGGAUGGUUCAACCUCGUAGUGUUCCAAAUGUUUCCCUGUCCCCACAUCAUCUUGAUGAACCAAUGCAUUCUGCUCUUCCGGGUCAACAUCAGCCAUCGUCCCGCAAGCUUAACUUUGAUAUAAACAAAGGAUUUGACCUGGACAGAGAUCGGGUUGAUAUGGGCCUUACCUAAAUAGAUCGUGUAAUCCAUGAUCUAACAGCAAAUCUAGCCCAAUGGUGCUGGAUUUUCCAAACUGGCUCUAGUACAGAUGAAGAAAUGGUUUUUCUAAUAUGGUCUUUCAUUGAGUUGGUAUUACAGAAAAAAUAAGAAAGGCUACCCAUGCAGCACCUGAUAGUGGAGAAGCUGGGAAGAAAUCAGUAGAAUGACUUGAUUGUAGUGUUUCCAAAAUAGGUUGCUGCAGGGGAAAUGACUUGGAAGUUGCUGUUGUUGGGUUCCUCUUCACCUAAAAGUUCCUGCAGAGCGUGUUUUCAGCUGAGGUUCCAAGAGGCGGCUCAAGUGCUAUGUUCUUUAUGAAGUUCAGGAGUGUGGCUGGUGUUCAGUUUAAAUCACCUGAAGAUGCCGCUUCUUAAUUGGCGAAGGUUUUCAUGACAAGGUUGGUAGUUAUUGUUGAACCGAGCUAUUUUGUAUGUAUCGGGUUCUUAUUGUGGUGAAGGCUUUUUUGGAUGUUUGCAUUGGAGCUGCGACUGCCCCCUAUUGAGGAGGGUACUUUGAGAAAACCUCUUGCUUAUGCCGUUUAGAUGCUUAUUCUGCUGUUGUUAGUACUUUAAAAACUCUCUGGUUGUGUUUUAGUAUGUUUAAUAGUUGCGACUUUUUCCAGGAGUUUGUAAGGCCGUUUCUGGUGCUGUUUGUGUGUCAUUUGUUUUGCUAUAGGGAUUCUGGCUUCUCAUGAUUUCUUGUUCCUCUUGUUCCCUGGGUUCUGUUAUGUUUAUUUUGCACCUUUUUGCUUUCUACCAUGAAUGUGUAGUGGUCUGUCAGACCUCAUAUGUUCUUUG